UGUCAAAACAAAAAAAGUUUAAACCAAUUUUAAAAGAAUAAAAAAAAAAAAAGCGAUCGACAAGCGAGCAGAGGUUCAGUGUUCUCAUGGCUGCUGAUUCUCCGACUUCUGUUCGUAAAGUGGUUGUUCAUCUCAGAGCCACCGGUGAUGCUCCUAUUCUUAAACAAUCCAAAUUCAAGAUAGCAGGAACUGAUAAAUUUGCAAAAGUGAUAGAGUUUCUUCGCAGACAGCUACACAGGGAGACAUUGUUUGUUUAUGUCAACAGUGCUUUUUCACCGAACCCUGAUGAACUGGUCGUUGACUUGUAUAAUAAUUUUGGUUUUGACGGAAAACUGGUUGUGAACUACGCUUGUUCUAUGGCAUGGGGCUAACACUAAAUGACAGUUGCUGAUUGAUAUAAAAUUCUGCACAUUUCAAAAUGUGAAUACAUAUUGUUUUUCUUUAGUUGUUGCCGCACAUUUCAGCGCAAACUCGAGACUUCAAUUGCAUACAAUCAAAAUACACUGUUUUUUGGAAGAUUCUAACAAGGUAGAAAUGGAACAGUAACACGUCAUUCUUCAUAAUUUGUUAGUUUGAAAAGCUUUUAUUUUAGGAGUGUGUUUUAUAUACAUAUUGAAGUCACCCUUUUAGUUUUAUUCAUAUGUCAAUGUAGUUAUGGAUGAUAUAAUGUUUAGAGAUUCGUUUGCUUGUUGAAGUGAUAAUCAUUCAGCUAUCCAUUCUUUAUAAUCAAUAAUUUUUUUUGAAUGUAUAUAGCUUCAGCCAAUAAUUUUAUUGAAUUGUACAUUUCAUUGAACCCACCAA
Molecule: messenger RNA, 801 nt
Organism: Trifolium pratense (red clover)
Lineage: Eukaryota; Viridiplantae; Streptophyta; Magnoliopsida; Fabales; Fabaceae
Product: ubiquitin-like protein ATG12
Exons: 5
Coding region: 87-371 (94 amino acids)
Biological process (GO): autophagy of mitochondrion; nucleophagy; autophagosome assembly
Cellular component (GO): phagophore assembly site membrane; cytoplasm; Atg12-Atg5-Atg16 complex
Source: RefSeq, a predicted model, not a curated record